Messenger RNA from Rhineura floridana, 4961 nucleotides. It is a transcript of the gene RPGRIP1L, whose product is annotated as RPGRIP1 like. The record is from RefSeq and is a predicted model, not a curated record. The coding region runs from base 136 to 3894 and encodes 1252 amino acids. Gene Ontology annotation, biological process: retinal rod cell development; non-motile cilium assembly. The transcript has 26 exons. Gene Ontology annotation, cellular component: photoreceptor connecting cilium. Lineage: Eukaryota; Metazoa; Chordata; Lepidosauria; Squamata; Rhineuridae. Gene Ontology annotation, molecular function: thromboxane A2 receptor binding.
GGCUAAUGUCAGCGCGGAAGCUCGCCUCCUUUACUCUUCUCCGCCCCCUCCCCGGACUAAUAGCGGAAGUGGCUCUGGAGGGUUGGCAACUGAGGCGGUUGCUAAGGGAGGAGGAGGAGAAGACCGAUCUCCGUCAUGUCUGCUGCAGCUGAUGAAACUUCAGACGAUCUGCCAGUGAGAGAUAUAGGGCUCACAGGGCUACAAGAGCCAUCAGCCAUCCAGAAUGCAAAGGCCCGGCAAGGGGUUUCGCGGAUCAGCCGAGAGGAGUUGGAAGACCGAUACCUUCGCUUGCACGAGGAGAACAUCUUGCUCAAGCAACAUGCACAUAAGCAAGAGGAUAAAAUUAAAAGAAUGGCCACCAAGUUAAUUCGGCUUGUUAACGACAAGAAGAAAGCUGAGCAGGCCAGUGGCAGCCCCAGGCGUCUGGGCCAGGACGUGGAGAUGGAGGAAGUGAUUGAGCAGCUGCAGGAGAAAGUUCGGGAGCUGGAGAAACAAAACGAGGCCACCCGCCACAGGCUCAUCUCAACCAAGCAGCAGCUGCAGCUUCAAGGCAACAGGCACGUGCCCUACAGCUACGUCCAGGCGCGCAUUAACACGGGUCUCAAAAAAGUGACAGAGGGUGUUGGAGUCCAAGAGUGCGCAAGGAAAGGAAUGAGAUUGCAGGAUGUUGAAAUCCGACCUUUGAAAUCCCCGCAAGCGUUGCCCCCAAAAUAUGGACAGAACUUACUUGAAGAAGCGAGAGCAGAUAUAAGAAACUUGCAGAAUGUGGUUGAAUCUCAACGGGCGCACAAUGAGGAAUUGGUGCAUACGGUCAAAAUGCUCAGAAGUGAAAUACAGAAAAAGGAAGAGGAGUUUGAAAUAGCUAUUCUGCAACUGAAAGAGCAGCAAGCCACAGGCCAACGAUUAAGCAUUCGAGACAAUGUUGAAAUGAUCAAGCUCCACAAACAGUUGGUGGAGAAAAGCAAUGAGUUUGCAGCAAUGGAAGAAAAAUUUCUUCAACUUCAGGAGAACCAAAAAAAUCUUAAAGCAAGCCAUGAUGCGCUCAUGGCAAAGGGAGACGAACUCAAUUUGAAGUUUAAAGAAGAACGUUUCAAGUGCCUCCACCUCGAGAGAGAAUUACAGGCAGCAAAUUUUUCAAAACGCCAGUUAGAAGAGCUGCAAGACAGAAUUAAUGAUUUGGAAAAAGAGAGGGACCUUUUAAAAGAAAACUAUGAUAAAUUAUAUAACAGUGCCUUUGGCGUGACCCAUGACCAGCAAUGGAAGUUAAAGGAGCAGCAGCUGAAGCUGCAGAUUGCUCAGCUUGAGGCUGCUUUAAAGUCUGAUUUAGCAGAUAAGAACGACAUCCUGGACAGAAUGAAAGCAGAACGAGACCAAAAUGAAAAGCUGGCACAGGAGAACCAUCAGCUGCGGUUGCACUAUCUGGAGCAGAAGCAACAGCUGGAUGAAUUGAAGAAUCGCAUGACGUUUUUCAGCAAGGAGAGCGACGUUGAUGUGGCCGAACUCAGCGAGGCCCUCAUGCUUAUCAAGGUUCGUAGGCAGCAAACAAGCGGAGACCUCAGAUUCUUGGAGAAAGUGGAAGAUGACAUCCAUAAGGACUUGGAACGUUCAAUGCGUGAGCUCCAAGCAACCCAUGCAGAAACUGUUCAAGAACUUGAAAAGACACGCAAUAUGUUAAUUGUACAGCAUAAAAUUAACAAAGACUAUCAGGCAGAAGUAGAAUCUGUGACGCAGAAGAUGGAGGCUUUGCGGCAAGAUUAUGAGUUAAAACUAGAACAAUACGUCCAUCUUCUUGACGUUAGGGCUGCACGUAUCCGAAAACUGGAAGCCCAGCUGAAGGAUAUUGCUUAUGGUACCAAACAGUACAAAUUCAAAACAGAAAUCAUGCCGGACGAUCCAGUUGAUGAGUUUGAUGAAACUGCUCACUUAGAACGAGGAGAAAACUUGUUUGAAAUUCACAUCAGCAAAGUAAUAUUUUCUGCAGAAGCUGCAAAGUCUUUCGGCGAUCAGGAGCCAGCAACGUUCUGCACCUAUGCAUUCUAUGAUUUUGAACUACAGACAACCCCAGUCGUUCAGGGCCUUAGCCCAGCCUACAGUUUUACUUCUCAGUAUCUCGUACGUGUGGAUGAUUUCUUUUUGCAGUAUGUGCAGAAAAACUCCGCCACUCUUGAGAUCCAUCAUGCCUAUGGCUUGGACUUCAAGACAGCAGCAGCCUGCCAGCUGAGAUUCCAUGAAAUAUUGGAGAAGAAUGGCAGGAUCUACGGUUCUGCCAUGUUAAUUGGAGUUGGACAAGGCAUCCGAAACUAUGGUACUGUGGAAUACUGGGUCAAGUUAAGAGUUCCUAUGGACCAGGCAAUCAGGCUGUAUAAGGAGCGGGCAAAAGCCCUUGGAUACAUAGCCACGAAUCUAAAGGACCAGGCAGGGCUCAGUCCUGUCCAAGUCAAUGCUUCAGCUGAUGGAAACUUAAAUGAACUCCACAUUACCAUAAAAUGUUGUAACAAUCUACGGUGCCGAAAGACUAACGUCCAGCCAAAUCCUUAUGUUGUCUACAAGUUGUUUGACUUUGCGGACCACGAUACCCCCAUCAUUCCCAGCAGCAACCACCCACAGUUUGCUGAUCACAUGUGCUUCCCAGUGCCAAUGAAUGCGGACCUCGACCGCUACCUAAAAUCUGAAUCCUUGAGUUUGUAUGUUUUUGAUGACAGCGAAACAGAAGACGGGAUUUAUAUAGGAAAAGCAAAUGUGCCUUUAAUCUCAUUAGCUCAUGACAGAUACAUCUCAGGUACCUUUGAGCUAACAGAUUAUGAAGGCCACUCCACUGGUACAGUUAGUAUUGAACUAAAGUGGAAGUUUGCCUACCUCCAACCAGCUGGUGUGAUUGCUGCAGCGGACCUAGCAGAUUACAUCCAGAAUGAGAGACCAGUGAAAGGGCAAGGAGAAGGUCCAGUCCUGGUUCCUUUCUCAUCGGCAGCAAUGAGGCCGCAGCCUAAGCCAAGACAUCGCCCGGCUGCAGCAGAGAAGAAAGUGUCAUUUGUAGAUGUGGCCACACUGCCAAAUCCAAGUCCCAUUCCUGAAAAAGAAGAUCAAGAGACUGAGCAGAAAACUGCAGGUGAAAGGCCUGUUGUUUCAAACAUUCCGCAGGUCAUACCAGAAACGCAAGCAGACAGCCCAGCAGGAAAACUUGUAGGCAAGUUUCAACAGGAACAUGAGGAUCUCUCUCAGCUCUCUGAAGGUCAGUUUGCCGACCAGAGCUCAGCUACUUCAGGGGAUGAAACUGAAAUUACUGAGGAAUUGGAACCAGAAGACCAAGAUGAUAGACGGAUGACUGAUGCUGCUGAAUCCGUGACAGACAGUGAUGACUGUAUUGUCCCAAGUUCAGUGUCCACAAGUCUUAAGCAGUCUGCUGAAAAAAUCCGGAUUGAAAUCGUAUCCCUCAGUCUCACAGAAUCCCAGAUUUCCAUGGAUAACACAAUACAACGGCUGUUUGUAGAGUGCAAGUUCUCCAGUUUCCCAGCAGAAGAAACCCCAGUAUCGCUUCCUAAACCCAAAAGUGGGCAGUGGGUCUACUACAAUUAUAGCCAUGUGAUCCAUGUGGACCAGGCAAACAACGAAGCGAAACGAGAUUUCCUCAAGGCUGUGCUUCGAGGGUCAGAGCCAAGUCCUGGAAGCAUACGGUUUACAGUAGUAAGCGACCCUCCACAAGAUGAACAAGAUCUUGAGUGUGAAGAUAUUGGCUUUGCAUAUGUCAGUCUAACUGAGAUAUUUCAGAAAGGGCGGGACAUCGUUGACCAAGAUAUAAACAUUUUAGAUUCGCCAGAGGAUGGAACAGUAAUUGGAAAGCUCAGAGUCACGGUAGAAGCCCUCCGUGCUCUGCGUUCAGUCUAUGAGGAGGUCUGAAAAUGAGUGGCUGUGUCUACAGAUGUGCUUUCUCCCAGCAUAACCAACACAGGCGGGAUCUAGGAAGACAGAGAGAGACGCUACUGUAUAUUUAAUGCAUAAUUUAUAUGUAAAGGACGCACAAUUUGCAGUUGUAAAGUUUGUAUAUUUUUCCCGUCUGUUUGGAUUUUUCUUUUUAUACAUUCUUCUCCUCCCUUAAGGCUACAGGCCCUUCCCCACAAUGGACACCAGCUUGUAAAUAAUUAAUACCUACAUGAUUGAAUGAUGUGCUUUAUUUGCAUUUUCAACAUUAUUUUUGCCUUAACAUAAAACAGUAAUAAAAAUGCAAGUCAAAUUUUUAAUUUUUAAUAAUAAUAAUAAAAAAACCUUAAGCCCUGGAAAACUGAUUAAAAAUACUUUUAUGUUAUCCCUAAUCACACCACUAAAUGGAAUGCCUGCGAUUAGCCUCAUUAAGAAUUUUAUACUGUGAAGGUUUUAUUAGAAGCAAUAUAUGAAAAUUACUUGGAUUAAUGUGUUAAUCUGCCUCUUUAAAAUGCUAAUAUCCAUUUUAUGCACAUUAAAUCUCAGUAUGCGUUUUCUCUGAUGCAUGCCGUUUCUAUCAAUUAAAUAUAAAGAACGAGACUGGUCCCAAGACUUAUUAAAUUACUGCAAGCUUUUAUAAAAAGAAACAUACAACUUUUGACCUACUGCUAUUAUAAUCAGUUGUUUGUGAUUAUCAAGUUUUGAAGGGAUGGUAUUGCAUGACACACCCCAGUUAGGUUCUGUUUUGUUUUUCAUCUGCAGGAAAAAAAACAGAUUUACAUAUUUCAACUAAUAGCUAUCAAAGUGCAAGAUGAAACUACAAAAGAAUCAAUCAGAUUAUCUUACACUUCAAGCGGGGCCUUUGAUUCUCCGUACUCUACCCCAUAUUUAAAACCUAUAUAAAACCUGAAUAACUAAUGGUUGUAUCCUGAUAAACAAUGAUUGAAAACAGCCUGGAAACUCAAUUUUCCAGCUUUCAAACCAAUGCUGAUGAAGGAUUUAAUUGAUUUUUUUAAUUGAGCUGUUGAUCAGCACUGCAAAAAAGA